Messenger RNA from Physella acuta, 5031 nucleotides. RefSeq lists its product as uncharacterized. Lineage: Eukaryota; Metazoa; Mollusca; Gastropoda; Physidae. The record is from RefSeq and is a predicted model, not a curated record.
UGUGCGAGGGAAACACCGUGCUGGGACUGCACGGCCGUGUUCGUGUGUGGAAAACCGGUAGCGUCCGUUGCCGGGUGUGUUGUGUUAUUUUUCUGUGGAUUUAGAAGAAAGCUGAUUGUUGCUUUCUGGAUAAAGGAGUUAAGGCAAAGAGGGAUUAACAAGUAGAUUACUUCAUAACAACUAGCGGAUAUUCCCGAUGACGACUAUUAAAGUAUAGGAUUAAGGAUUACAUUCAAAGGAUUACCGCUAACCCCAUAGAAAAAGGAUAACACCGUACCGGUCAGCAUGGCCUGCCCAGGUUUCAAUCCUGGCGCAGACAGGAAAAACUCCAGAGGAUUAACCCACCCACCGCUGAACACCUGGAACAUUGUGUGGAUUACCUGUGUGUUUGUGUGUGUGUUCGUGUACCCGUGCUGCGCCAUCACUUUUGACGGGGUGCGGGAGACCUACGCCAAGUACCCCAAAUGGGACGCCUGCACCAACGCUUCAAUCCAGUUCGACUUCAAGACCACCCAGCCCAAUGCCUUGUUGAUGUACACUGAUGAUAACGGCAGGUUCGAUUACCUGCAGGUGGCCUUGAUUGAUGGCACCGUUCAGCUCUGGAUUAACUUUGUCCGAGAGAACUAUCAGAAUGUCACAAUGACCUUGGGCAGGAACCUGAACAACGGCCAGUGGCACAACGUGCAGGUCAGGCGGAACCGGAUGGAGACCAUCAUGACGGUAGACAACAGUCAGGAGAGCAGGGUGGCGUUUGGGUCAGACUUCAGCUUCGGCGAGCACCUGGACACCAACAACUACGUGUACUUUGGCGGCCUGCCCCGGGACUACAACCAGAGCCUGUCCCAGAGCGUGCUACCCUCAAACCUCAGGGCCUCCGUCUUUAACGGGGAGAUGAGGAACGUCAUCUACUUCAACUGCUCCUGUCUGCCUGCUAGGGCGAAAAUGCUUGAAGGUAAAGGUGUACAGGACUACCCAGUGGAAAUUUGUGACGUAGACAACCGCUGCUCCAAGGAUUGUUUAUGUAUCAGUCAAGGCUCACAACCAGGAUGUAAUUGUGAUUACCGUGCAGAAUGCAUCAAGGACUUACUGGCCAGCUACCAGCUGCCCAUGGACAGUCUGGUCAACGAUGAGAUCGUCAACCCCUCGGGCCUGGACUCCCGGGUGUACGGCCUCCCCGAGCUGGUCCCCGGGGUGGUCAACAGCGCCCUCCAGAUCAACGGCCGCAGCCAGUGGGUCAGGGUCAGUGGGCCCAGCCACAAGGGCGAGUGUUUUGGUGACCUGUCCCGGUGUCCUAAAGGUUACUAUAUUGGAAUGUGGCUCCAGUUUGCGUCCAAACCCGAGGAGAAAGUUGUUUACAUGUCCAAUGGCGGCCAUAGUUCAGAAGGUCACGGUAUAUCAAUGAGCUACUCAAAAAGUGGACUGGAAUUUGUUUUCAAAACAAAAGAUGGCAAAGAGUGGCAAGUCCAGGACAACAGUGUUCUACCCAAUAGAUGGUACCAUGUCGCUGCUUCCUGGUCUAAUGAUAAAGGAUUAUUUUUGUAUGUUGACGGGAACCAGGUGGCCCACACCAAGGCCUCACGUAAAGUACCAGCAGCCAACAACAACUACCAGCAUAAAGAAUUUAUCAUUGGCCGCGCCACUGCCAGCGGUCCCACCAACUAUAACGGGAUCAUUACUGUGGACGAUUUUCAUUUUAUCUCAAGUUUCAAGACAGAGGCUGAGGUUAGGGAGGAAGGUCCUGCCUUUCAUUAUUAUCUCCCCAUGGAUAAAAUCAUGGACAACAAGAUGGAGAUGGUUGGUGGAUCUGCCCGUGUCCAUGGCAACAUUCAACUUGUGCCUGGCAAGAUCAGGCAGGCUGCCAGUUUCAGCAGCAGAGGAGAGUUCCUUGACCUUGGCGAUGCCACCAUGAAGUGCUUGGGGGAGUUUGAGAAGUGCAAACAUGGAUUCUACAUGUCCUUUUUUAUUAAGUUUGAUAGACUUGAGAGCAACAGGAACUAUAUCUUUAGCUCACCAUUUGGUCUAGAUGUCUACCAGUUUGGGACUGCUCUUGUAGCUGCUGCUCAGAAAGAACGCAGCACUUGGGAGGUGCGCUACAACCGCCUCGCGACUGGCGUCUGGCAUUUUGUAGAGGUCAGCUGGUCACCUACUUCAGGCCUGUACUUGUAUGUCAAUGGCCUUGACGUGGACAGACAGAUCAGGGAAAGGUCAACCCCGGAUUUAAAGUCAACAACAGAAAAGAAAGCUUUCAUUGGACGAGGCAAUGUGGCAUCACGCAAGGAGCAGCUAGACAAUGCUGUGGUGGAUGAUGUUAACAUCUUCUAUGGCAGCAGGGACAUGUUGCAGUCUAUUGGGUUCCUCAAGUCUGGUCGGCCCACUGGGUACCACUUUGACUUUGAGAGGGUGUCAGGCAACAGAGUUCUCCACGACUCCAUUCUGGUCAGCCUAGUGGGGUCACCAGAACACAUUGACGGGAAAGUGGGUCGCGCCAUUAAACUGGAUGGCGCCAACGACUACAUUGACUUCAACGACCACAAAUCUGAUUGCUUUGGUAACCUGGACCUGUGUUACCAUGGUGUCUUGUACUCUAUGUGGGUACGUCCUGACAGGCUGAAGGACAAUAUGUACCUUAUGUCAACAGGCAGCAAUGGCAUAACUCUCAGAUACAGGGGAAAAUCUUUAACCGCCACUGCCAACACAUCUUCUAAGAAAUGGGAGGUAACCACAACAAACCUAAGUGAAAACAAGUGGCACUUCCUUGAGGUGUCUUUCCACCCUCUCCGCGGCCUGAGUCUGUACAUAAACAAUGAAUUAACAUCUGAGGAUUCUUCUGCUGGUGCCAGAACUGACCCACCUUCUGGUUCCUAUGAUACUGACAGAUUUUACCUUGGACGUGGUAACAUAGAUAUGAGAGAUGGCAGAUACGCUGAAGCUACGUAUGAUGACAUGGAUAUGUGGCAGGCAGACAGAGAUUUUCUCACAUCACAUGGAUAUAUCCAGCGAAGUCGUCCCCACAGUUACCUGAUUGAGUUUGAAGAACUGUUGGAUGAGGACCGUUUGAUGCACUCAGAUUUGUCCAUCACAUUAUCUGGCAGACCAGUGCUAAUACCUGGCAAGGUAAACAAUGCCCUUCAACUGAGUGGGCGUGGCCAGUACGCUGACGUAGGUCGUAGAGAAGGUGAAUGUAUGAGCAAUCUGGCAUCAUGUACACAAGGGUUCACUGUGGCAGCAUGGAUGAGGUUCCGACGAUUUGAAAACAACAUGGUGUUUUUGUCAACUGGUGAGAAUGGUAUUCUAAUGAUGUACAAAGAUGGGUACAUCCAGGUCAGUGCUGAUGGCAGAGGACUUAUUUCCAUACCAAGACUGGAAACUGACCGCUGGUACUUUGUAGAGAUCACCUGGCACCCUGAGACAGGCCUGAAGCUGUAUGUGGACAAUGAGUUCCGCCAGGGGUCAGCCAGAGAUCAUGUGGACCCAAGCCGCUCAGGGCGUGGCAGCUUCUACAUUGGGUACCCUAACCAGGGCGAUGUGUACGGUAACAGAUACUCCACUGGUAACUUUGAUGUGGAUGAAAUGGAGAUUUGGUAUGGGAAAAGAGAAGACUUACUGGCUUUUGGAUAUAUUGACAGAGAUGAUUACAAUUAUUCUAAUACACAUAACCUGGGUUACGAAUCUUUCUCCUUCGACAAGAUCGACGGGCGCCAGAUCCCCCACACCAAGUACACCGUCCUCGUUGUUGGGGACGCUCGUGUCACGGGUGGACGCUUUGGCAAUGCAGUCCAGCUCAACGGACAGCGCCAGUAUAUAGACCUGGGAACACACUACCAGAAAUGUUUUGGUAACCUUGACCUCUGUACCCACGGUCUAACCCUGUCGUUUUGGUUGAAUCCACGAGAUCUUCGAGACGGCACCACUUUUCUUUCAACGCCAACGUAUAAACUUUAUUACAAAGACGGGCGUUUGAUUUCGGAUUUCCGGGGGAAGAGAAGAAAUUGGUCGACAACAUCGACGCGACUUCGCCCAGAUGAGUGGCAGAGAUUAACUUUGUCGUGGCAUCCGAAGAAAGGGUUGAGCAUGUAUAUUAAUGAUGAGACCGUGGACACUGACCAAAUAGGCGCUGACGCCCCACAGAGGGACGAGCCCCCCACCGAGCAUGUUUAUGUAGGUCGUGACCUUUACGAUGAUAGGAACACGGCUAACAUGCUGGCUGAUGAGUUGCAGGUGUGGUAUGAUGACCUUGAUCAGUUACGGGUCACUGGUCAGUACAGAGUUCAAGUGGUGCCCAUGACUAUUGUCUUUGACGAUUAUAGAAAUGAUGUUAUCCGUAUCCGUGACCGAGAUAUCCGAGGGUACGGAGGUAUAGAGGUGACAGAUGGUAAAGGUUACAACACUAAAGGCUUAUACCUGCCAGGUGUUAACUCUUACCUGGAUUUGGGAUCCAAUUUCACAUGUGGAGGUGACCUAUACAAGUGUCGUCAAGGUGUGACCCUAAGGAUUGGCCUACAGCCCAUGACCUUGAGGAAUGAUAUGGUUUUCUUUGAUUCCUUCCCCAUCAAGCUGUACUACAGAGACGGCCGCCUGCGGGGUCAGUUCCAGACUGGCAACCAGGUCUGGAAUGUGGAGUCAGCUGAUUUCAAGGCUGGUUACUGGCAGAGGGUCGAGUUAACCUGGCAUCCAAAAGAGGGUCUGGUCAUGUAUAUAGAUGGACGCAGGGUGGAUUAUGAAACUUACCCCUCGGAGCAGUCCGUGCAACAAACAAACGACUGGAGGACUUUAUUCGGACGUUCAUUGCAGGGUGGCAAGACUCAUGCCAGUACCAAAGUGGAUAGUAUUGAGUUAUGGACAGCCUACAGGGACUAUGUACCUGAGGAUCCUUACCUAAAUAUUGUUGUGGCAACUCAACGUCCUAUUGUUGUGGACGAGCGGCCGGUAAUUGACAUAGAUGGGGAUUACCAAAGAGUAACCAUUCAUGGCAAUACAGAAGACAUAGGUGAGUUGCCCAGCAUGGUACACACAAUAACAUUAGCCAUUUGA